Messenger RNA from Acanthoscelides obtectus, 208 nucleotides. The record is from the annotation of a GenBank genome assembly. Lineage: Eukaryota; Metazoa; Arthropoda; Insecta; Coleoptera; Chrysomelidae.
AGCGCGGUGACGAUACGACACUUUUGGGUUCUGGGCAACGCUUUCAUUGGAACGUCUUGGUCGUUGAUGAACGGUAUGUUGACGAUCUCCCACUGUCCCGUACUCGAGAAAAUUCGAAACCAAACGACGGAUAGUGUUGUCAGACGGUGCCUGUUUGCCGCGAUAUUUUCGACGAUAUUGUGUUAACACAACUGGACGACGAUCUUCA